Meriones unguiculatus (Mongolian gerbil) is the source of this 3730-nucleotide messenger RNA. It is a transcript of the gene Sfxn1, whose product is annotated as sideroflexin 1. Bases 170 to 955 code for a protein of 261 amino acids. The record is from RefSeq and is a predicted model, not a curated record. The transcript is spliced from 9 exons. Gene Ontology annotation, cellular component: mitochondrial inner membrane. Gene Ontology annotation, molecular function: monoatomic ion transmembrane transporter activity. Gene Ontology annotation, biological process: monoatomic ion transport; serine import into mitochondrion. Lineage: Eukaryota; Metazoa; Chordata; Mammalia; Rodentia; Muridae.
GCUCCGAGUGACACCCAGGCAGAGGCAGGGGCCUCUGGGCGGGGCCGCGCGUCGUGAGCGCGCCUCGGCGGGGCCGAGCUCCCGGCACCGUGGUGCUUCCGGCAGCGGGAGGCGGCGCCGAGCGGGACCGAGUGGCGCGGGCGGCGGCCGGGGAGGCGGAUCUGGGACGAUGUCUGGGGAAGUGCCACCCAAUAUUAACAUCAAGGAGCCUCGAUGGGACCAGAGCACUUUCAUGGGCCGAGCCAGUCACUUCUUCACUGUCACUGACCCCCGGAACAUCCUUUUAACAGACGAACAACUAGAGAAUGCCAGGAAAGUGGUGCAUGACUACAGACAAGGAAUAGUUCCCGCUGGCCUCACGGAAAAUGAGCUGUGGAGAGCCAAGUACGCGUAUGACUCGGCUUUCCACCCGGACACGGGAGAAAAGAUGACCCUGAUAGGGAGGAUGUCGGCUCAGGUCCCGAUGAACAUGACCAUCACGGGCUGCAUGAUGACCUUCUACAGGACCACACCAGCUGUGCUUUUCUGGCAGUGGAUAAACCAGUCCUUCAACGCUGUUGUCAACUAUACCAACAGAAGCGGCGAUGCUCCCCUCACUGUAAAUGAGCUGGGAACGGCCUAUGUUUCUGCAACAACCGGCGCUGUUGCGACAGCACUAGGCCUCAAUGCCUUAACCAAGCACGUCUCACCACUGAUAGGACGGUUCGUUCCCUUUGCUGCUGUAGCUGCUGCUAACUGCAUUAAUAUCCCGCUAAUGAGACAAAGGGAACUUAAAGUUGGCAUUCCUGUCACUGAUGAGAAUGGCACUCGCUUGGGAGAAUCGACCAAUGCUGCAAAGCAAGCCAUCACACAGGUGGUCAUCUCCAGGAUCCUCAUGGCAGCCCCUGGCAUGGCCAUCCCUCCAUUUAUCAUGAACACCUUGGAAAAGAAAGCCUUUCUGAAGAUUUUUCUGUGAUGACCAGACUCCCCUACCAGCAUGGAACCGAACUGAACAUUCUCCGCUUUUUAAACAGUUCUUGGGGAACAUUCAGCAUGACUCAUCCUCCCCCACAGCUUAUCUUUUUCCAAGUGAAGGGCUGGGAAAACACACCAGCUAUGGGCAGGUGACUCAUGAAAAUCCCUCCAGCGAACCAAAAGUUCACUGCUUAAAUUACAGGGCAGCCUUGAGCAGUUGUCCUGAAGGACAGGCCUCAAUCUCUUCAAGCAGCCUGGCACUUCCAUUGGGAAUCACGCUGAUGGGGUUAGACCCUGAAGUCAUUCUAUCCCUUAGAACUUUUAAUUCUGAAUCUUUUUUUUCUCUAAUAACAGGGUGCAGAAUGUGCGUGGUAGCUGUUUGGGGGUGUUUGCUAAUGGACAUGAGUGUGGCAUUCUUUACUUAUUCAGACAGUAUUUAAUGUUGAGCUCUUUGCUGGAUCCUGUGGUAAGCAGUGUUCAAUACUGGAGUCACAGAAGCAUGGCAUGAGCCUUGCUCUCAGUGGAAGGAGACGCAGGGCCAGUGGUGGCAGCACGGGGUGAUUUUAGUUUGGGGCAACAGAUUGCAGAGGAGCAGUGGCUGGCGCAGAUCACAGAGGGCCGCCGGCAGCCAGGGUUCGGCAGAAGCCUGUGAGAACAGAACGUGGCUUGGUGGGGAUUUGAGGGUGGCUGGGUUAUACAGAGGGAAUUGAUUCUACCUGUAUGCAAAUUAACCAUCCAUGGUUCAUGGAGUCUAAAUUGAAAACUCAACUAUAAAAAGAAAAUAUCAUUGAACACAGAGUUUGGGCAGAGAUUUCUUGAAUACAAGACCAAUGAAAAAUUAGACUACUCCAAAGCAGUUUUAAAUUUUGUCUUUCAAAAACCAGAGAGAAUGAAAGAAAAAAAACCCACUAGGGGAAGGAAGUAGCAAAGCGAGCCAUCUUGGUAAGAAAGCCAAUCAGGAAUUUGUAAGGAACUUACAACACUCAUUCAAGGAAAUGGCUCAUCCUCACAGUGCAAACAUGGGCGAAGUGUUAAGCAGAAGCCUCACUGAACACAUGCAGAGAACACAUAAGAAAGGCUUGAGCUAUUUCAGCCAUUGGAGAAAUUCAAAUUAAAACCACAUGUUACUGUGAACCACCUAUUACAAUGGCUGCCGUUAAAGGUUACAGUGACCAGUGUGAUGGGUCUGUGCGGGAACUGGAACUCUCAACCUGCUGGUGGCAGUGUAAAAUGGUGUAGCCGUUUUGAAAAAUACUUGAGCCAUUUGUACAAACAUAUGCUACAACUCAAUCCAGCCAUUUCACUUCUAAGUGUUUUUCUGAAAGAAAUGAAAGCAAAUAUCCAUAAAGAAGAAAGUUUGCCACAGCUUUGUUUGUGUUAGCCUCAAACUGGAAACAGCUCCAAAGUCAACAAGAAAGUGUGUUGCCCUAUUCAUGAAACACUUACCUUGUCGGUAAUGAAUUAUUGAUGCAUGCAGCAGCAUGAGUAAUUCCCAAAGUAACCACACAAAACACAGACACUGUAUAAAACCCUAGAUACAGUCCUGGUGCUACACGACUCUGAUGCCGCUGUUUGGGCGUAGAGAUAGGAAGGUCAGGAGUUCAAGGUCAUUCUUGGCUCCCUAGGGAGUUUGCCUAAGCCAGCCUUGUCUACAUGAGACUAUACAAAAAGAGUAAACUCAAGCCUUAGGAAGCAUAAACUAAUACAUAGUGAGAUCAGAGCUACAACUUUUCCAGGGGACAGGCCAGGAAAGGAAAGGAAUCCCAAAAGGCACAGGAAAUGUGGGAAGCAGUUAUGGUGACAGAUGGGCUCGUUUUCAUGUGUGCAUCUUAACUGCAUGUAGGUCACAAAUCACGCUGUACACAUUGGAGAUGUAUAGUUGGCCUGUGCCAGUAAGUUUAACAUAAGAGGAGCCAUCGGGAAAAGGAAUUGAGAUUCGUGUAGCAUCUAGAUACAGAGCAUCUAGAUACUAUGUAUCCCAACCCAUAUCAGCUUGAAGAUACAUAUCUUCUAAAUAAGAUAUAAAGUAUGUUACAUGUAAUAAAUAAGAACGUUCAAUUCAUCUAAAGUUUUUGUGUGUGAUCUACAGUCUGUUAAGCAAGGCAUGUCCCUACCCUGAGGGGUCUGUAUAUGUAGUAAAAGAUUGGACAUCCUCAGUGUUCCUGGCCUGGAACUGCCUUUGAGGAACAGGCAGGAUGGGGUGAUGGAGACAGUCAGGAACCAGGCUAGUAGUCAUGGGCUUGGUUUGCAAGCAAGUCGGAAUCCUGCAGGACCCUUGUCCUUAUGAAGAGCCCUCCAGCAAAGCCAGCCUGGCGUCUGUGUGUCCGUCCUGAGGUGACACACAUGUGCACUCUUUCUGGAUAAGUCUGGCGCUGUUUACUUAGGCAAACAAGAGGCCACUGGAGACGGAGACGAGGUCUGGUCUUAUGGGUUCCAGUUACCCAUCCUUCUAAGCUCACUCAGCAGUGAGCCUGCUGGCCCGUCCCCAUGGCUGGGUGCUGUCCUGGGUGUCUCACGUCCAGGAGGGUCUUGAGUGAGAAUUUAUCAUCUCCCUGUGAAAACCCCUCAUGAAACAGCCAGUAGAGCGGGGGAGGGAGAGCCACAUGUUUAAAACCAGGUAGCCCUGUGACCUGAAUUUAGAAUGGGUGCUAGUGAGUCCUAGACAGCCUGGCCCAAGGAUGCGUUCUCAGGAUAUGUCCUGUCUGUAAGUGGCUCGUGACAGUGGUUUCCUUCAAUCCCUCUUUCCGCCCUCCAUGUUGGCCUCCUGACGAUGCCU